Messenger RNA from Notechis scutatus (mainland tiger snake), 1712 nucleotides. NCBI's taxonomy places the organism in Eukaryota, Metazoa, Chordata, Lepidosauria, Squamata, Elapidae. The record is from RefSeq and is a predicted model, not a curated record.
GCAACGGCGGUGGCGGGUUUGCAAGCAACAGCAGCGCUGAGCUCGACGGGCGAUGCAUGAAGCCGGCCUUCCCCGAGGGACCUCCUCGCCUCCCCGCCGCCCCUGAAGGAUCUCCCCCCCCCCCCCCCAUGGCCGUCUACAGGCUCAACGUGCGCGUCUUCUGGCCGCUCCUGACCUGCGCGUGCACCGUCCUGGUCUGCCUGUUGCAAGCGCUGCGCGGCAAGGCCGGCCCGACGGGCGGGGAAGCGGGCUGGCCGCUGCCGUCGCUGCUGAGAGGGCUGCCGGUUCCUCCGCUGCUGCUGCUGCUACUCUUGCUGGCCGCGCUGGGCUUGGGCGGGCGGGCUUGGUGGACGGCGCGGCAGCAGCAGCAGCAGCGACGGCGGCGGCUGAAAGGCGGCUCGAUCGGCAGCCCCGGCGCUUCCAGCGGACGGGAAGCCCGGCGCCGCGCCUUGCUGGACGGCUUCUACGAGACGCGGCUGCGGCUCUCGCCCCACGUGCUGGGCCACAGCAAAGCCCACGUCAGCCUGGUGGUGGGCGAGCUGGUGCGCGCCGGCAAGGCGGCCGGCCGGCUGUCCCUGCGCGGGGAUGUCGUCCAAGUGGGCAGCGCUUACGAGCAGCACAAGGUGGGCAGCCCCGACGCCUUCGACGUGCUGGUGCCGCUGCGUCUGCCGCCCCGGCUGGAGCUGCGCGCCCUGCCUUACGCUCCGGAGGAACAGCAGCCAAAGCAGCCCGGGGGGCGGCGGGGCGCUUUCCUCUGCGUUUUGCGCGUCGCCGAUGGCGCGCAAGGCUCCCCGAGCCGGCCCCUGUGCGUGGCUGCAAGCCAGGGCGAGGCGGACGGGGCGUCCCUGCUGUCGGCGGCGCUGGUGGCCCGCUGGUUCCAGGCGCAAGUGCAGCGCUGCCUUUGCGCCGUGCGCGCCCGCCUGCAAGAGCGUUGCCGGGUGCAAUUGGCCGUAGGCGCUGCGCCCUGCCCGCUGGCUUUGCAGAUCGCGCCCCGCUCGGAUUACGUCUGCUGCCACCUCUCCCUGACCGUCCACCUCACCCCGGCCAUCCCGCUGGGCGAGGGGCUCUACCUCACCCCCUGGGUUUGCCUCCAGCCUUCAACGGCCCCCCAACUGGGCACUUUCUGGACCCUCAACCUCUCCAAAGCCGAGCAGCGCUUGCUGGCCUGGCUGCGGGACCAACUCCUGCCCGACUCCUGCCACCUGAAAUGUUUGCAGAUCCUCAAGGGGCUGAGGGAGCUGGGGAGCCGUGCCCUGGAGCCCCCCUGGGCUGCCCAGUGGGACCGGGUCCUCUCCUCCUACGUCCUCAAGACGGCGCUUUUCUGGGUGCUCCUGCGUAUCCCGUGGCAAGCUUGGGAGGACCAGUUCUUGGUGGCCCGGCUGGAGGACGUGGUCCUUUUCCUGGUGCAGGCUCUGCAGCGAGGGAGGCUGGCCCACCUGUUUCUGGGGAACCCUCACCUGCCCGAAAUCCUGAGCUUGCCCAAAUUCGUCAAGGAAGCCUCUCCGGUGAACCUGCUGGCCGAUUUUGAGCGUCCCACUUUGGAGAAGGUGGCCUCGCAGCUGCUGAGCAUCUGGAAGCAGGCGCCCAGGAUCAUCCGGGUGUACGGUGGCCCCAGGUACCGAAAGCAGAACCUCACCUGAGGCUCCUCCUUUACCCCUCGCCAGCCUGGACUUUGCACCCCCCCAAAAUGAAGGUUGAGUUGCCGUAUAUUC